Porites evermanni is the source of this 315-nucleotide messenger RNA. Lineage: Eukaryota; Metazoa; Cnidaria; Anthozoa; Scleractinia; Poritidae. The record is from the annotation of a GenBank genome assembly.
AUGAGGGGAAAGUUCAGCGACUUCGACAUCAUGACAUUCCUUGGAGAUGGAAAAUGUCAACCUGUGGAAUAUGUAAAUAUCCGUGCGUAUGCAGCUGGAAGUGGUACAACAGCACAGUUUUGGCAAAUGUUGAACUCCUACAUUUUGCAUAUCAACAGUGAGUCCACAGGCUGUGGUUUCAAGCCUAAUAUUGGAGCCAUUCCAAGUGAAGACAACUUUGGCUACUAUGGCAGUCCCAAUAGCAACUUUCGGUGCACCGCAAGUGAUGAUUCAACAACCCAGUGGUGGUUUGGUGGAUACUUGGCUAAAGCUUGA